AUGGCGAGCUCACGACUAGCAAGAUUCAUAACGGAGGUUGCGCCACCGCAGUUUGUCACGGUGAUGCGGCGAAGAACGGCCAAAGUACUCGACACGAUCAAGGAGGAAGAGAGAGAAGUUGGGACCGAUCACUCCAUAUUUUCUUCUUCUUUGACUUCCAAGAUCACACCGUUUACCUCUCCUAAUCCUUCUUCCUCCUCUGGUUUGGCUUCUGCUUCAUUCUGUAAGGGCCCGACCAGUUUUCCGGUGACGGAGAAUCGGAGCUCUUUUCCGGUUUUCAAGAACUGA
Messenger RNA from Eruca vesicaria subsp. sativa (arugula), 288 nucleotides. Lineage: Eukaryota; Viridiplantae; Streptophyta; Magnoliopsida; Brassicales; Brassicaceae. The record is from the annotation of a GenBank genome assembly.